Messenger RNA from Pichia membranifaciens NRRL Y-2026, 1020 nucleotides. RefSeq lists its product as hypothetical. The transcript has 2 exons. Lineage: Eukaryota; Fungi; Ascomycota; Pichiomycetes; Pichiales; Pichiaceae. The record is from RefSeq and is a predicted model, not a curated record. Gene Ontology annotation, biological process: barbed-end actin filament capping; cell morphogenesis; actin cytoskeleton organization. Bases 73 to 906 code for a protein of 277 amino acids. Gene Ontology annotation, molecular function: actin filament binding. Gene Ontology annotation, cellular component: cytoplasm; F-actin capping protein complex; actin cortical patch.
CGGAGGGGCUGCUUCUACACAAGCGAUAUCAUCCCCAGACAGACCACUUUACAUCCCCACCAUACAUACAUAAUGUCCGACGAAGCAUACGACGCAUCUCUAGACGUGUUACGCCGUCUUGACCCGAAGGCAAUCACCUCAAACCUCUCCAAUAUUUGCAGAUUGCAGCCUGAGCUUGCCGGUGACCUUCUUGCCUCUGUUGACGCCCCAUUGAAAUCACUAAAAUGUCCUAAAUCAGGUAAAACGUUUUUGUGCUGCGACUACAAUCGUGAUGGAGACUCAUACCGCUCUCCCUUCAGCAAUCAAUACGUUGACGCUGAUGGAUCUGUUGGUGACGAUGCUGACGCUCCUAAGCCGAGUGAGCACUUGAGAGAGCUAGAACUUUUUGCAAACGAUUCUUUCGACAUUUACAGAGACCUUUAUUACGAGGGUGGUGUUUCGAGCGUGUACUUAUGGGACAAUGAAGACGGUGACGCAUCAGCUGACGGGAAGGUAGGAUUUGAUGGCGUGGUACUUCUGAAGAAAACAGUUGAAGAAUCCUCUAGUUGGGACUCAAUCCAUGUUUUUGAAAUCGAAAACGCCACCGCUGGCAGCUCUACUUAUAGACUAACCUCGACCAUCUUGCUAGAUCUCUCCGAGGCGAACAAUGAUAGCACGUACUUGAGUGGGAACUUAACCAGGCAAACUGAGCGUGAAAUCGCAUACAAAGACUCUGCUUCACACGUGGCCAAUAUCGGCUCAUUGAUUGAGGACGUCGAAACCCAAAUGAGGAAUAUGCUUCAGGAAGUUUACUUUGGAAAGACCAUGGACGUUUUGACCGACAUCAGGUCGUUGGAUGCCCUUGAAGACAGACAAGCAGACAGGAAAAGACAAGAAAACUUGAUCCAAAGAUUCGAAAGUCUAUGAUCUGCUUACCGCCGUUUUUUAUCUAUAUAUUUAUCAACUAUGUUAAUUUUCUACCGAACAACAUUGUUCCACUCAUUUUAAUGCUGUAAUUGUGUAAUCACACUUGCUUCCAGG